ACUCGAUCGGGCAGGACUUCUGCGGACGGGACACGCGAUCUAGCACCUUCCUCGACCAUCGUCGAGAUGCAGCAGCGGAAGCUCGGUACCCAAGGUCUUAGCGUCUCGGCCAUCGGCCUUGGCGCCAUGGGCAUGACGGCCUUCUACGGCGACUUUGACCGCGAAGCCGCCGAAGAGACCAACAUCGAGACCAUUGGCAAGGCGCUCGAGCUCGGUGUCAACAUGAUCGACACGGCGUGGAUCUACCAGUCGUUCGGGAUUGACGGCAAGCCCAACGUCACCAAUGAGGCGCUCGUGGGCAAGGCCAUCAAGCGCUUUGGCCGCGACAAGUUUGUCAUUGCGACCAAGUUUGGGCCAGGCAUUGCCGCCGACGGCAAGAGCUUUGUGAGCGGCAAGCCCGCGCACAUUCGCGAGCAGCUCGCGCAGUCGUUGGAGCGUCUCGGCGUCGACUCGGUCGACCUCUACUACAUGCACCGCAUGGACCCGUCGACGCCAAUCGAGGAGACCAUGCAGUGCCUCAAGGAGCUCGUCCUCGAAGGCAAGAUCAAGUACGUUGGUCUGUCCGAGUGCUCGAGCGACGAGCUACGCCGCGCCCACGCCGUGCACCCGGUCUCGGCCAUCCAGAUGGAGUGGUCGCUCACGACGCGCGACCUCGAGGCGACUGUCGUCAAGACGGCGCGGGAGCUCGGCGUUGGCAUCGUGGCCUACUCGCCGCUCGGCCGCGGCCUCUUGACGGGCACGAUCACGGCGCUGGCGGAUCUCUCGGAGAAGGACCGCCGCCUCCACAUGCCUCGGUUCCGCAACGGCAACUUUGAGAAGAACGUGCCCAGCUCCUUCUUCGACCUGGCGGCGCGCAAGCAUGUGACGCCGGCGCAGCUCGCGCUCGCGUGGGUGCUUCACCGCGGCGAAGACGUCGUUCCGAUUCCUGGCACCAAGUGCGCGACGCGUCUGGCCGAGAACGCUGGCGCGGCGGCCAUCCAGCUCUCGGGCACCGAGCUCGAUGAGAUCGAGCGAGCGAUUCCGGGCGCCGCCGGUGACCGCUACGACGAAGCCGGCAUGCAGGCCGCGUUCAACGCCCGUGAGCUCUAA
Messenger RNA from Saprolegnia parasitica CBS 223.65, 1089 nucleotides. RefSeq lists its product as hypothetical. The record is from RefSeq and is a predicted model, not a curated record. The transcript has a single exon. Lineage: Eukaryota; Oomycota; Saprolegniomycetes; Saprolegniales; Saprolegniaceae. Bases 67 to 1089 code for a protein of 340 amino acids. Gene Ontology annotation, cellular component: cytoplasm.